Rana temporaria (common frog) is the source of this 4928-nucleotide messenger RNA. It is a transcript of the gene CRIM1, whose product is annotated as cysteine rich transmembrane BMP regulator 1. Lineage: Eukaryota; Metazoa; Chordata; Amphibia; Anura; Ranidae. Gene Ontology annotation, molecular function: serine-type endopeptidase inhibitor activity; protein binding. Bases 446 to 3550 code for a protein of 1034 amino acids. The record is from RefSeq and is a predicted model, not a curated record. Gene Ontology annotation, cellular component: extracellular region. The transcript is spliced from 17 exons.
AACUUGUGUGGUGACGUCUCGGGCGAGGGGGAGGAGGAAGCGUGAGCCAGCUAAGGGUGCGUUUUCUCCAAGAGCGAUAAACAAGAGAGAGGAGAAAAGUAAAAAGACUGAGGCGAGAGGAGAAGAAAAGACGGAGCGUACUGAGGGGAGGCAGCCCGCCCCCUAACGCCGCUCUUCCUCUUCAUUUCCUACAAGGAUAAGCCGCGGCUGAGGGGAGAAAGUUUGUGGAGAAGUUGCUUGGAGAAGUCGCAGGAAAGUUUCCAUGUCCGUACGGUGUCAUUGCGUCAGUUCUCCUCAGCCCCUCACCAUGCUGCUCCGUUCCCCGGUGUGAGGGAAAGUUCGGGAGAGAGGAAGGAAGGAGACGGCUGUGUGGCGUACUUGGCCAGCUCGGGAUAUAAAAGGCGGAGGAGGUCUGUCCGUGUAUAGAGAAGGGAACACGGAAAGGAUGUACCUGGAGGAGGAGGAGGGCGGCCGGGGGCUGCUGCGGCGGCGGCGGCUGUGCCACUUGCUUUUCGUGCUUCUGACGUUGCUGCCGGUGUCCAGCCGGGCUCUGGUGUGUUUACCGUGCGACGAGUCCAAGUGCGAGGAGCCCAAGAACUGCCCGGGGAGUAUCGUGCUGGGGAUCUGCGGCUGCUGCUUCAUGUGCGCCCGGCAGAAGAACGAGAGCUGCGGGGGAGUCUACGGGCUGCAUGGAGCAUGCGACAGGGGACUGCGCUGUGUGAUCCGCCCCCCGCUCAAUGGCGACUCCAUCACCGAGUACGAAGUGGGGGUCUGCGAAGAUGAAAAUUGGGAUGAUGACCAGCUACAUGGAUUCGAACCUUGCAAUGAAAAUUUUGUGACGGGAUGUAAUAUUAUCAAUGGAAAAUGUGAAUGUGACACUAUCCGGACCUGUAACAGCCCCUUUGAAUUCCCAAACCGUGACUCCUGCCUGACAGCACUGAGAAGAAUUGAAGAAGAAAAGCCUGACUGCUCAACAGCCCGAUGUGAAGUACAGUUUUCUCCACGGUGUGCAGAGGACUCGGUCCUCAUCGAAGGCUACGCACCUCCUGGCGAAUGCUGCCCCCUGCCCAGCCGUUGUGUAUGUAGCCCAGCAGGAUGCCUGAGAAAAGUCUGUCAGCCUGGUUAUCUCAAUAUACUUGUGUCAAAAGCAUCAGGCAUGCCAGGGGAAUGCUGUGACUUGUAUGAAUGCAAACCAGUUUUUAGCGUUGAUUGCAGUACCGUGGAGUGCCCUCCAGUUCAACAAGUUGUGUGCCCUCCAGACAGCUAUGAAACCCAAGUCCGUCUGACAGCUGAUGGAUGCUGCACAUUACCAACAAGAUGCGAGUGUCUUUCUGGCCUUUGCAGUUUCCCAGUGUGUGAAGCUGGGUCAAUCCCUCGGAUUGUCUCACGAGGCAAUGGCUCACCUGGAAAGUGCUGUGAUGUCUUUGAGUGUGUUAAUGAGACAAAGCCAACAUGCAUUUUUAACAAUGUGGAAUACUACGAUGGGGACAUGUUUCGCAUGGAUGCAUGCCGCUUCUGCCGUUGUCAGGGAGGAGUUUCCAUCUGCUUCUCAGCUCAGUGUGGUGAACUACACUGUGACCGCUAUUAUGUACCAGAAGGAGAGUGUUGUCCAGUCUGUGAAGAUCCUGUGUUCCCAGUGCAUGAUCCUGCUGGUUGCUAUGCUAAUGGACAGAUAAGAAGCCAUGGUGACCGCUGGAGAGAAGAUGACUGCACUUUCUGUCAGUGCAUUAAUGGAGAGCCCCACUGUGUGGCCACUGCAUGUGGACAGAGCUGUUUAAAACCAGUAAAAGUGCCGGGAGAGUGCUGUCCAGUGUGUGAAGAACCCACAUACAUCACUAUGGCGCCACCAACAUGUGAUCUGUUGAUAAACUGCACACUGACCGAAAAAGACUGUAGCUAUGGAUUCCGGCUAGACCAGAAUGGAUGUCGCAUAUGUCAGUGCAAAACAAGAGAAGAGCUGUGUACAGGGCUCAUAUCAGGUUGUGCAUUGGACUGCCCAUAUGGCUUUCAGACACACAUCCACAAUUGUGAAAUCUGUCAGUGCCGACCACGGCCCAAGAAGUGCAAGCCUGUGGUUUGUGAUAAAUACUGUCCGUUUGGCUACCUGAAGAACAAGCAUGGAUGUGAAAUCUGUCGUUGUAAAAAGUGCCCUGAUGUUCCAUGCAGCAAGAUCUGUCCAAAUGGCUUUGAGCAGGAUAGUCAAGGAUGCCUUGUCUGCAAAUGUAGAGAAGCAGCUUCAGUGCCACCAGUCUUAAUAGGCACCUGUCUAUCAAUGGAUGGUAGACGACAUGAAAAUGAAGAGAGCUGGCACGAUGGAUGCCGUGAGUGCUACUGUCACAAUGGACGGGAGAUGUGUGCAUUAAUAACCUGCCCUGUUCCCAACUGUGUCAACCCUACUUUACUUCCUGGGCAAUGCUGUCCAUCUUGUUCAGAUGACUCCAGUGGGAAAAAAACUGAAUUCACUGACCCAUCGAUUUGCCAUGCUCCAGGAGGCGAGUACUUUGUUGAGGGAGAGACAUGGAACUUUGAUUCUUGUACUCAAUGUACCUGCCAUAGUGGACGAGUGCUAUGCGAAACUGAAGUCUGCCCUCCAUUGCUUUGUCAAAUCCCUACCCGUACUCAAGACUCCUGCUGCCCACAUUGCCCAGAUGAAUCUUUACAGCCCUCGGUGCCCAGCAACGAGAGCCUGCCCAGCUACUGCAAAAAUGAAGAGGGAGACAUUUUCCUAGCAGCAGAGUCUUGGAAGCCCAAUGUUUGCACAAGCUGUGUCUGCAUGGAUGGAAAGAUAAGCUGCUACACAGAAACCUGUCCACCUGCUACCUGUGCAAGGCCGGUCUUGAGGAAGGGUCAGUGCUGUCCAUACUGCAUAGAGGAUACAAUUCCAAAGAAGGUGGUCUGUCACUUCAAUGGCAAAACAUAUGCUGAUGAGGAACGAUGGGACAUUGACAGUUGUACACAUUGCUAUUGCUUACAAGGACAAACACUUUGCUCUACAGUUAGUUGCCCACCUUUGCCAUGUGUGGAGCCAAUUAAUGUUGAAGGAAGCUGUUGUCCCAUGUGUACAGAGAUGUAUAUUCCAGAACCUACUAACAUCCCUAUUGAGAAGACAAAUCACAGAGGAAAAAAUGAACACGAUAGCUCUCAGUGGCCAACACCCAGUGAGAAUGAUAUUCUUCACCAUAGAGAAAUGGGUCAUCUUAAAGUUAACUACAGGGAAGGCGACAGACCUCGGCCCAGUGAAGAUGCGUCUCUUCAUUCAGUUGCGUGGGUGGCAGUCCCUAUAAUGACAGCACUUGUGAUCAUCAUAGUCCUCCUUCUCAUCAAUCAGAAAAAGCAGUGGAUUCCAGUACCUUGUUACCGCACUCCUACAAAGCCAACCUGCUUGAACAACCAGCUGGUGUAUGUGGACUGCAAGAAAGGAACUAUGGUACAAGUGGACAGCUCACAGAGGAUGUUAAGAAUGGCAGACCCAGACUCUAGAUACAGUGGCUUCUACAGUAUGCAAAAACAGAACAACCUUCAGGCAGAUAAUUUCUAUCAAACUGUGUGAGGUUUGCCUUGACAACUAUACCAUGGAUUUUUUUUCCUUUCUAAAAGGAAAAUUAUUCAGACAAGAGGAUGGGAAAAGACUAAAGCCUGCUAUAUAACUAAAAUAAACUAGAAACGUGCACUUGCUCAUUGGAUUGUGUGACAUGUACUGCCAAUACUUUACUGAGACGAACUCCUGUCUCCUGCAAUGUGCCAAAACAAACAUUCCCACUUUCCCUUUGUAACAACUGACCAAGUGUUUUCUUAGAACCAAAGUUUGGAGAACUGGCUCAUACAUAUCUGCUUGUAACAUAGCUGUAGAAAAGUUUUCUUAUUUUUUUUUGGUUUGUUGGGGUGGUGGUUUGGGGUAUCGACAAUGGAGAGGUCACAUGAGAUUAAGUGGAUGAAGACAGGAGGUAAGAAAAUGCGGUUAGUGGGGCACUCAAUUUCUUUUCACAAAGUUGGUCACAUUGUCAAACCACGCACAUGAAAUAAUGGAAAUUCCUGCACCCCUACUUAAAGACAUUGGCUUCUCUUGCAUCUGAGAUUCUACAUAUGUGUCAAAUGACAAAAAAUUAGGUUGAUCAGCGUGAUCUUUGCAGUUGUUAAGAUUGUUAAGCACUAAUUAUGCUACAGUAUAAAUUACAGCCAUAGUUAUGCUGCAAUUACUUUUUCCUUUCUAAGAUGAUCUCUUUACAGAUGUAUAGAGGAAAUGGUAACUUAAAAAAUAAACAAAAAUAGAUAAUAGCUGCCAUAAAGUAGAAAUGAGGGCAAUGUUUCUGAAACUAUAUACAUUGUGCUGCUUUUUUAAAUAGCUAAUUGGCCAGUUAAAUUCAGGCAAAUUUACAGAGGGCUUGGUAAGUGUUAUUUUCAUCCAUAUAUCUAUAUCUGAGCACUGGAUUUUUAUUUUUUCCUAAGAGCAGUAUUUAAAGUAGACAUUGUAAGAUCUUUACUAUGCUGUUCAAAUUAUUUCUUUUAUAAUGGGUAUUGUUAGGUUUAUUUCUUUUUAUUUGUGUGUGUGUGUGGGAGUGUGUGUGAUCUUUUGUUGCAUUUUUGUGCUAUGAAGAGAAGGCUUGACAAUGUUAUUAAUAUAUUUCAUGCCAGGGAGGUAGUAGAUGUAGGUAACAUUAACAGAAAGCCAUUGGCAUUAUCUUGCUGGAAAAUAUAAGUUGUGCUUCAAAGAAGUAAAAAGAGUAGACAAAUGCUUUGAUUUUUAUUUAGAUUUUUAUUUUAUUUUAACUUCUUGUUUUUAUGUUUUUUUUUGUGGAUGUUUUACGUUACUGGUUAUGCAAAUUAGAGAACUGCUACCCUACUUGGGUAUUGCUUACUUUUGUAUUAUUCAAGCACCUUUUUCAAAGCUGAGUUUAAAUUAAUUGAAUCCAUAAAGUAAAAAAAAAAAA